UUUGAUGGCCUACAUCCAUCACUGCAACCGAGCUACGACCAUCAGAUGGCCCUUGGACAUUCAAAAUAAUCUAACAAAUACCCCCCUCUCUUCUCUGGAACAAAGUCUGAUGGAAAGGGUUUAUAUCCAGGUAUUGGCUGUGCUCGAUUCCUCUUUGACCAUGUCUAUGUCACUUUGGCUCGCGGGCUAUUAUCGGGGAACGGGAAAGACUUUUUCAGCGCUUCCUCCAUACACUGGCCAUAUACCGCGGAUCUUUCGUUCAUGUUGUGAGACUUCUCCGAUACCAUCCACGACCCGACAUUUCCACCCGACGCUCUGAAGCUCUAUUCGGAUGGGGAUUCUAGUAAAGAUGAUCAAUUUGAAGCAUCUAAAUAAUCGACAGAUGUCUGCUAUGCAUACAAGCUUUUACAAAGUUAUGAUCGACAGAGCAAAAGCACUUACACAGCCGAGCUGCGAGAUCUCACUAGUGAUCUUCAGAUCUUCAGAUCCGCAGCACAGCUUUCUGGAAGAUCUUCUACAAUAUAAGCAGGGACA
Messenger RNA from Aspergillus welwitschiae, 534 nucleotides. RefSeq lists its product as uncharacterized. Bases 5 to 319 code for a protein of 104 amino acids. The transcript is spliced from 2 exons. NCBI's taxonomy places the organism in Eukaryota, Fungi, Ascomycota, Eurotiomycetes, Eurotiales, Aspergillaceae. The record is from RefSeq and is a predicted model, not a curated record.